Molecule: messenger RNA, 3528 nt
Organism: Petromyzon marinus (sea lamprey)
Lineage: Eukaryota; Metazoa; Chordata; Hyperoartia; Petromyzontiformes; Petromyzontidae
Gene: RAB43
Product: RAB43, member RAS oncogene family
Molecular function (GO): GTPase activity; GTP binding
Source: RefSeq, a predicted model, not a curated record
UGCGGCCUCAGCGGUGACGUCACGCUGCUGCCCUUUAACCUCCGCGGUUUCUUGGGCUUCCGUCUCAAAGUUUCCAGUUCGGGGCGAGGGAAACUUUCAGAGAUUUGUUUUUUUUUAAAUUGUCGUCUUUUUAUUUUUACCCAUGCCCCCCUUUGCUUCGUUAAAAUCACGUCGGCAUUCUUGUCGUCCUUGUUAGUAACCGUAGUCGCCGCUGUUGAUUCGCAAUCGCCUGCCACGCAAGACGCGUUCCGAGUGCGUCGACCUGCCAAGUUUCACUCAUCUCGGCUGCGCUCCACGUCGCCUCGAAUCAGGCGUCGCGGUGGUUGGGACGUCCGUGGCAGCCGCGCGACGAUGCACGAUGGCGAGGGCGGCGGCGCGUGCGACUUCCUCUUCAAGGUCAUCCUCGUCGGCGACCCCGACGUGGGCAAGACGUGCGUCGUGCAGCGGUUCAAGUCCGGGAUCUUCCUCGAGAGGCAGCGCAACACCAUCGGCGUCGACUUUGCCAUGAAGACCGUCGACAUGCAGGGCAAAAGGAUCAAGCUUCAGAUCUGGGACACGGCCGGGCAGGAGCGCUUCAAGACGAUCACGCAGAGCUACUACCGCAGCGCCAACGGCGCGGUGCUGGCCUACGACAUCACCAGCCGGCCCUCCUUCCUCUCCGUGCCGCGAUGGAUCGACGACAUCAACCGCUACGCCGGGCACAACCUCGUGCAACUGCUCAUCGGCAACAAGCUGGACAUGGCCGAGGGGCGCCAGGUGUCGUGGGAGGAGGGUCAGGAGCUGGCGCGGCGGCACGGCAUGCUGGCCGCGCUCGAGACCUCGGCCAAGGAGGCGGACAACGUGGACGAGGUGUUCCUGCGCCUGGCCGCCGAGCUGUUGGCCCGCAACGGCGGCCCCUCCGUGUCGGACUCGCGGCAUGGCUCGCUCAAACUGGACUCGCGCGCCGUCGGCGCCGGCUGGGGGUGCGGAUGCUGAGGAGCAUGCGAGCGGGUGCGGGUGCGGCGCGCGAGGAGCGGUGGCGUUCAGAGCGCUGUGCUCCCAACUCGGCGAUUCUCGCUCACGGCCGACGCCGGUGACGAUUCAUCUGAACUGGUCCUGGGCCUCACCUAGGUCAAACUCGGCCCUAAAAUGUGUGCCUGGUGCGAGGCGUAAACAUCGCCACUCGGGAGACAAAGGCGGUCGGGCGUGGUGCUGGCCACCCAACGCCCUCUUGUGCUGUGCCACUGACAGCACACGCCGCAACAGUCUGUCCGAGGGUAUCCGGGUGAAUCGCUGACUUUUGUACCUUGCGUUACUUUUUGUUAGUGGAGGCGUUCCCGUACGUGGGCUGAGUUGCCGAUGGCCAGCACCCGUUUUGCAGCAGAGGCCCUUGCACCGAAUCAGCCAAGCGGCAUUAUCUUUUCAUCAGCUGCGUAAAACUGCUCUGUGGUAGCUUCCUGGCCUGUCGCUCCACACGAAACUCCGGGUCUUAUCAGCCACCGUCAUGCCCUCCACUCUCUUUGCUUGCGAGGCGUGGACCCCCCUUAGAAAAGGAACAUCUGCACCCGGUUCGAGACAUUCAGGCUGGCCUGUCUACAAUCCAUCCCGGGUGUAACCAGGCUGGAUUGUGUGAGGAGCUCGCAGAACCUUGAAAGGUCUGGACACAGUCCCCAUCAUCGGUGAGCUCUUCCAGCAGGCGAGGCUGUCUUGGCUGGGUCAUGUAGCCAGCAUGCCCAGCCGCAGCAUGCCCAAGCAGCUUCUGUUUGGUCGGAUGGAGAGGGGCUAAACCGGCACGGCAUGGGCUGGAGAAGAGGUGUGACUGAUGUGUGUGUGAGUGAGUGGAAUGGCCGAGAGAAGAGGUGGGCUGGUGUGGUACAGCAAGACACGGGACCGGGAUUUGAACUCUGGCGUGGCGUCCCCCGACGCGGCGUUGCCAAUGCCCCCGGCGUCACUCAGCAGCCGUCUCUUGUCUGCGGCGGAGUUUUUGUCUUGGGUCUGAGCCACCUUCUUGCAAGCUUGAUCUUGGGAUCAAUCCUGGACCAUGACAUGGCAGGGUCUAUUUUGUUAGUUACUCAUUCGAGGGACCUUAUUUUCUAGGGGGUGCGGGAUAAGGGGCGUGUGCGGUUUGUCUAUUUUGUUUAUUUUAUGGACCUUAAUCACUUUAUAUAUGUAUACAUAUUCCAGUUUCAGUGUGGGAGUCAGCGGCAUGUCCUGGAAACUCCCGACUUACAAAAGCAGCGCGCCGAGUCACCAGAUACCCCCCCCGGAAGCACGGCUGCUUCGCUUGGAGCCACUGUGACGCACUUACGAGCGUACGGGCCCCUUGCGUUUGUCCACUGCUGGAUGAGGUUCCUGCCCACCCCGGGCGGCCCGCGACUGAUGUUUGAACAUUCUGCGCCACUCUGGUCUGUGCGGGCUGGUAAGGGAGAGCAGUGAAGACAACGGCGUCGCUCCGUAGAGCGAUGGCGGCCGUGUCGGCACGCGGGUCGCCCAUCCGGGCCACUGCUCAGGCUAAUGCCUGCUUAGCUUCUGAGUUCUGGCUGGGUCAGGGUUCACUGCGGUUGAGCUGAUCGUGGGCGAAGGUACCCCGUGGCUGCCGUUCCCGCGAACUUCACCCAUCGAUGCCGCCACCCGUGUUGAGGACUUGGUCUCUGGCAGACUCUGACCGAUUCAUCUCAUCCCACGCUGGCAUCAACCACUGCACCGCUGGUCCCAGCAACACACUCUCGGUCACUCGCCCACUCACUCGCCCAAUCACUCACUCGCCCAAUCACUCACUCAUUCACCCACUCUCUUACCCACUCGCCCAAUAUGUAAUUCGUCCACUUUCUCACCCACUUACUCACACACUCAGUCACUCGCCCAAUUUCUCAUUCGCCCACUCACCGAUUCAUGCACUCUCUCACCCACCCACUCAACCGAUGACUAAAUUCCCCUAUUUACCCACUCGCUCACUCACUCACUCAAUGACGUAUUCACCCGUGUAUUGUGCUGGUAAUUUGACAAAAUGCGGGUUGGUAAAGGCGGAUAGCAUGAACGUGGGAGCAUAGAAGUAGAGUACAGCGGUGUAAUUUGAUAUAAUUGCCCUCUGCUACCCGGCACGUUGCUCCGUGGGCAGCUGAGGGGUCUCGGUCACAUGUUCAUUGACGCUAGGCCACCGCCCUCGUCUGUGCUAUGUCGGCCUGUCAUCUAACAUUUCCGUAGACUAACUCGUCAUCCUAAUUGAUGACAAACUCAACACGGUCGUCGAUGGCACUGCGUGUGGCCCUUAAAAUAAAUAAUAAUAUAUAGGAGGCGACGUUUAGGUCAACGGCCCUUCUGCAUUGCAUAAACACGUUUCGUCGAUUAUGAAACUUUCACCGUCACUAUAACCGGCUACCGUUCCUCCCUUACAACAACCCCAAUCUCUUCUACCUUAGCCCAUCAUCGUCCUGAUAUUACUAUACCCUGCCUCACCUCCCAGCUGGGAUCAAGCCUACCCCAAUCACUACCCCUAUCACUACCCCUAUCACUACCCCAACCCCCCAUCACUACCUCAACCCCCAUCAC